AUGAUAUGUUCAGAGAAAGUCAAAGUAUAUCUUGACACCAUCCUUAAGAACCACACAGCUCAUGCUUGUGAAGGGGACACGCUCAUCAUCGAGUGUCCCUCGAGGACAUCUGUGGCCGUACUCUCAGCUUUCUACGGACGACGUGUUCCUAAUCAGUAUCUAUGUCCCUCUGCAAACACAAACACAAGUGUGGAGGAGGAUAAAGAAUGCACUUCCCCAGUUGCUAUCGAGAAAGUGCUGUCAGAGUGUCAGGAUCAGCGGUCCUGUCACAUCCCUGUCUUCAGUCCAGUGUUUGGGCAGGACCCCUGUCCUCUCACCAGCAAGUACCUUCUAGUGGCCUACAAGUGCAGACCAGAGCACCACCGCACAAGGCUGGUGUGUGAAAAUGAGCGUCUGAGGCUGAUGUGUAAAAACGGGACUGUCCUUGCGAUCUACUCGGCCACGUUUGGACACCUGCUGCAUGGCAGUCCUUACUGUCCUCAGGAACCUGGAUCACACAUUGACAUGGUUAUUCCAGAGUGUUUGUCGCCUUCGGCUCUGAAGAAGGUGUCACGUAGGUGUCACAGCAGAGCCAACUGCUCAGUAGUGGCUGAUACUCUAACAUUCGGGGACCCCUGCUUCCCGGGCACCAGGAAACACCUGCGUGUGUCCUUUACUUGUGUGCCCCGGUAUCUUCUGGAAAAUGUGGGUCGAGGGUCAAUGGAUCCUUUCAUGAUCUCAGACUACACACAUGGUCUCCCAGAGCGAGUGGCUCUGUACUUUGUCUCUGGCAUCUGUGCUGGUCUGGUUUUCCUGCUCUGCCUGUUUGGUAUACGCUCCACACUAGUGAGGGAUGUUAAAGAUCUGGUUUCUGACCUGAAGGAUGAGCUGAAAGCUUCUCGCAGACAGCGCAAGGAGCUCAUGGAGGACCUCUUUGACGAUGAAAUCUCAGACACGUCAUCCUUCCGUCGCCUCACACAAUCAUACCGCACGACAGAAAUUCUCAGCCCUUCCACUUUGACAAUAGAGAUGGUUGAUAGUGAGGUGGAUCAGAUGAGGGAUCAGCCCAACGGAGACAUUUGGCCACAUCGAGACUCCAGCCCUUACGCCAUUCAUAAGAUUAAAACCUUAAAUUAAACAAUUGAGAGAAGUUACAAGUAUUAGAGAAACUACUGCUAAAUCAUCUUUGCAUCUCUGCUAUGAAAUUGAGGUUGUGGACUGAAAUUACAUACAGACAUU
Molecule: messenger RNA, 1218 nt
Organism: Perca flavescens (yellow perch)
Lineage: Eukaryota; Metazoa; Chordata; Actinopteri; Perciformes; Percidae
Product: protein eva-1 homolog C
Exons: 7
Coding region: 1-1116 (371 amino acids)
Molecular function (GO): carbohydrate binding
Source: RefSeq, a predicted model, not a curated record